Molecule: messenger RNA, 1924 nt
Organism: Galeopterus variegatus (Sunda flying lemur)
Lineage: Eukaryota; Metazoa; Chordata; Mammalia; Dermoptera; Cynocephalidae
Gene: IGFBP4
Product: insulin-like growth factor binding protein 4
Exons: 4
Coding region: 33-809 (258 amino acids)
Biological process (GO): regulation of insulin-like growth factor receptor signaling pathway
Cellular component (GO): extracellular region
Molecular function (GO): insulin-like growth factor I binding; insulin-like growth factor II binding
Source: RefSeq, a predicted model, not a curated record
GCACCGUGCCCGCGCGCCGUCCUCGCCCGGUCAUGCCGCCCCUCUUCCUCGUGGCCGCCCUGCUGCUGGCCGCCGGGCCUGGGCCGAGCCUGGGCGACGAAGCCAUCCACUGCCCGCCCUGCUCCGAGGAGAAGCUGGCGCGCUGCCGUCCCCCCGUGGGCUGCGAGGAGCUGGUGCGGGAGCCCGGCUGUGGCUGUUGCGCCACUUGCGCCCUGGGUUUGGGGAUGCCCUGCGGGGUGUACACUCCCCGCUGCGGCUCGGGCCUGCGCUGCUACCCGCCCCGAGGUGUGGAGAAGCCCCUGCACACACUGAUGCACGGGCAAGGCGUGUGCAUGGAGCUGGCGGAGAUCGAGGCCAUCCAGGAAAGCCUGCAGCCCUCUGACAAGGAUGAGGGUGACCACCCCAACAACAGCCUCAGCCCCUGCAGCGCCCACGACCGCAGGUGCCUGCAGAAGCACUUUGCCAAAAUGCGAGACCGGAGCACCAGCGGGGGCAAGAUGAAGGUCAUUGGGGUGCCGCGGGAGGACACUCGGCCUAUGCCCCAGGGCUCUUGCCAGAGUGAGCUGCACCGGGCGCUGGAGCGGCUGGCCGCCUCGCAGAGCCGCACCCAUGAGGACCUCUACGUCAUCCCCAUCCCCAACUGUGAUCGCAACGGCAACUUCCACCCCAAGCAGUGUCACCCGGCCCUGGAUGGGCAGCGUGGCAAGUGCUGGUGCGUGGACCGGAAGACCGGGGUGAAGCUUCCAGGCGGCCUGGAGCCAAAGGGGGAGCUGGACUGCCACCAGUUGGCUGACAGCUUCCGAGAGUGAGCUCUACCAGCAGGCAGGGGGCUCAGGGUCCCCUGCUACCCCCAUGUUCUGGAGGCUGCUGAGCUGACCUGGAGUGGAGUCUGGGUCUGAGUCCUGGCUCUGCCACUGGCCCAGAAGUUUCCCUUGGGGUGUGUAUGCGUGUGUGUGUGAGUGUGUUUAUGGGCAUGGGUGUGCCCUUGGGGUGAGCCAGAGCCUGGAGUGUCCUUUGGGCUUAGAUAGUCCAAGAGGUCAGAAUGGCAACGGGGAGCCCUAGUGUGUUUCCAAAUUGGUCUUGGAUCCCUUCACUCGUUCCUCCAUUCACCCAUUCAUUCAUUCAUCCAGCCAUCUAAAAACACUUAUUGACCACAUACUAUAUGUCAGCUCUAGUUUUCAGCCUUGGGAGCUGUUACUCCGACUUCCUCUGAUUUUGGCAUGUGGGGCCACUCCUGUAAGGUGAACACAAUCCUGUGGGAGAAGCAAAAUCUCAUUCCCAGAGUCAGAGAAGAGAGAUGUGUACCUUGACCAUCAUCCCUCCCCUCAAUGUAGACAGAGGAUGGGAGCCAUAGAGAAGGUGAGGGGUAGCAAAUGGCUCAAUGGUCAGGAGACCCAGGCCCACUCCCAAAUCUAAGGCUUGCCAGGGUCCCCUCUCUUCUCCUCCAGGAGGGAAGGGCCUGCAGAGACAAGCCCACCUUUGGGUCUGGGUGCUGUGGAAUCUGCUGGUUGCCUGGCAGCCGAGACCCUGCUGUGGGGGAGGGAUGGGGCCCAUCUCUCUGAGCAGUCAGGGUGGGAAGAAAGAAUGCAGGAUUGGACUGUAUGUGCCUCAUGGAGAAGAGGACCCAUGUGCUGGGGAAUGAGGGGGCUUGCCUGGGUCCUAUUCCCUACCCCAUUUGUGGUCAUAGCCAUGAAGUCACCAGGAUGACCCCAUCCUUCCAGUGGCUCAGUGCCUGUGGCUCUGCCUCCUUCCCAUAUCUCCUUCCCCUACACCUCCCACCCAACACCUCCUUGCUCCCAUGGGCAUUUUCUGGCUUGACUGGAUGGAAAGAGACUUAGGGACCUACCAGUUGGCCAUGAUGUCUUUUCUUUUUCUUUUCUUUUUUUUUAACAAAACAGUACAAAACCAAAAAAUGUCCAGAUAA